AUGUAUCCGUUAAGGACAGCAGCAUAUGAUACCUCCUUUAAAGCUAUUACUAACAAAGCAUUUGAAGAGUACCAACAAUUUGCCAUUGUGGCAAUUAGCAAUAUUCCUUCCGAUAUAGCCAGUUCGGAGACAUAUCAACUUAUUAGUGUUAAUGAAUUUGGUGUUGCUAUCAUAUGGACAGUAAUUAAUGAAGAGACAGCCCGAACAACUGAUUAUGAUCUUGGCCUACGUCCAGGAGCACAGUUGAAAAUGACACAAACAUCAGUGAUACAACCAGAUAGUGUCAUUUUUAGUAAUUUGAAUUCAUCACGAAAGAUGACUGUCAAUUGUAUGACAAUGGUACCAACCAAUGCGGCGCAAUUUCUCCUUGGUACCACUAGUGGUAUUAUUAUUAAUUUCGUUGCAAGCAAAGCAAACAAAUUAUUUGGUCCGAAAAUGUAUCGAAAUGAUUUCGCAAAAAGUAAGAAACCGGAAUCUGUAGAUGAUCUGAAAUUGAAAGAUGGCUAUGAAGUGACCACAGCUGAAUUAUGGCAGUAUAUUGUCACUCCAAGCAACUCAUACACAAAUCUUUUGGCAAUCGGUUUUAGUAAUGGAGAAGUGCAAUUACACGGUUUGUCGAAAUCAUCCACUAAUUAUGAUAACAGGAAGCGGAAUAAAUCAUUAUCAAAUGCUAUCAAAGUAUAUAAGAACAUGUAA
This is a messenger RNA of Cercopithifilaria johnstoni, 696 nucleotides long. The record is from the annotation of a GenBank genome assembly. NCBI's taxonomy places the organism in Eukaryota, Metazoa, Nematoda, Chromadorea, Rhabditida, Onchocercidae.